Closterium sp. NIES-67 is the source of this 5550-nucleotide messenger RNA. The record is from the annotation of a GenBank genome assembly. NCBI's taxonomy places the organism in Eukaryota, Viridiplantae, Streptophyta, Zygnematophyceae, Desmidiales, Closteriaceae.
AAAGCGAAAGUGAGAGAAUGGAUGUUGCGAGUGAGAGGGACGACAGUCACAAGGAGAGUAGUGAGCGUAUGGAGGCUGAGGGUGACGGUGAGUUGGGUGAUAGUUUUGACGAGGGUGAGAGUGAACACGAGAGGGGAGUGAUUGUUGGUGGGCAUGUAGAGGCAGUGCCAGAGAGUGCACGUGGGGCUGAUGCUCUGGCAGCAGCAACAGCGGCAGGGACAACAGCAGCAACAGUAGCAGGAGCAGCAGCGACAGUGGCAGAAGCAGAAGUGCUUGUGUCAGUGGCACCUGAAGAAGACACACCCGGCGCGAAGUCUGGCGAACCAGCUGAGUCUGCGGUGACACCAGCAGCAGCAGCGCCAGCAGGAGUAGCAGCAGCGCCAGCAGCAGCAGCAGCACCAUCAACGGCAGCAGUAGCAGCAGCACCACCACCAGCAACGGCAGCAGUAGCAGCAGCGCCAGCAGCAGCAGCACCACCAGCAACGGCAGCAGUAGCAGCAGCGCCAGUAGCAGCAGCACCACCACCAGCAACGGCAGCAGUAGCAGCAUCAGCUGUACCACCAGCAACGGCAGCAGUAGCAGCAUCAGCUGUACCACCAGCAACGGCAGCAGUAGCAGCAUCAGCUGUACCACCAGCAACGGCAGCAGUAGCAGCAUCAGCUGUACCACCAGCAACGGCAGCAGUAGCAGCAUCAGCUGUACCUGCUACAACAGCUGAAGCUCGCAUGGUCGGGGCUGCUGAUACCUCAAAGUCAGCUGACGUGGCAAUGGCUGCUGCAGUUCCGAAGGCUGCAGACGUGGCAAGACCUGCUGACGUGGCCAAAGCUGCUGCUGUGGCAAGGGCUGCUGACAUGUCACUAGCAGCGCUGAUGGCUCGGACGCCUGAUGCCCGACCGGUGACGCCGGUGCAGCGCAGGACAUGGCUGGACGUGCUGCAGAGCCACGCGGUGCUGUCAGAACUGCGCAGGACAUGGCUGGACGUGCUGCAGAGCCACGCGGUGCUGUCAGAACUGAUGACCGAUGAGGACAUGGGUGCUCUCCAGUUCCUAUGCUCCGUUGACUUCUUCAAGUCGCAACACAGCAUGGACUUCCGGGUGGACUUUCUAUUUGAUGCAAAUCCAUUCUUCACCAACGCAUAUCUGAGUCGCGUCUUCGCUGUGGCGAGAAACCCUAAGGCUGAUCCGAUCAUCAUGGCCAUCCAUUGCACUCCCAUCGCCUGGCAGCCCGGCAGAGACCUCACCAAGCGCCGCAAGGGGUGGUUUGGCUGGGCGGCUUCCAGCGUUGACAAGCGCAGCUUCUUUACUCUGUUUGCCUCGCGAUCUGAGCUCUCUGCUUCAGAAGCCAAUGAGGAAGCAGUGCGCAUGAAGAUGCUGGAAGAGGCUGCUCUCACCAACGGACUGCUGCAGUCGUCAGAUGGCCACGUGGUGUCUAGCCUGCUAAGAUGGUACACUGUGAAGUCGCUGGGGGGGGAAGUGGAGGAGGAGGAGGAGCGGGAGGAGAAUGAGGAGGAGGAGGAGGAGGAGGAGGAGGAAGAAGGGGGGGAAGUAGAGGAAGAAGCAGAGGAAGACAAGGAAGAGGUGGAGCAGGAGAAAGAAGAAUUGGGGAGCACUGGAGGUAGAGGGAGCGGUGAAAAACAUGAACCUUCUAUGAUGCCGUUCAGGAGUAUGAGUGGUGAGGAGAGAGAGAAGGGAGGGAGGGAAGUGAGGGAAGGAGAGGAGGAGGUGGCGCAAGGAGGAGUCGAAGCGAGUCAAAGAGAGGAGGACGCGAGGGAAGGCGCAGGAGGCACAAGCACAGAGGCGGAAGCAGACCGUGUGGAGUUGGAAGAGGCAGCUGCGGCUGCUGAGGCUGGACAGACGGUCUGGAGGGAGGAGGAAGAGGAGGCAAAGGAGGAUGCAGAUGAGGAAGAGGAGGAGGCAAAGGAGGAUGAGGAAGAGGAGGAGGAGGCGGAGGAGGAGGCGGAGCUUGGAAUGCUUGUAGAGCGAGUGGUGGAGGGGGAAGAGGAGGAGGCAGAGGAGGAAGAGGAGGAGGCGGAGGAGGCGGAGCUUGGAAUGCUUGUAGAGCGAGUGGUGGAGGGGGAAGAGGAGGACGCAGAGGAGGAAGAGGAGGAGGCGGAGGAGGAGGCGGAACUUGGAAUGCUUGUAGAGCGAGUGGUGGAGGGGGAAGAGGAGGAGGCAGAGGAGGAAGAGGAGGAGGCGGAGGAGGAGGCGGAGCUUGGAAUGCUUGUAGAGCGAGUGGUGGAGGGGGAAGAGGAGGACGCAGAGGAGGAAGAGGAGGAGGCGGAGGAGGAGGCGGAACUUGGAAUGCUUGUAGAGCGAGUGGUGGAGGGGGAAGAGGAGGAGGCAGAGGAGGAAGAGGAGGAGGCGGAGGAGGAGGCGGAGCUUGGAAUGCUUGUAGAGCGAGUGGUGGACGUGAGUGCGGGCGUGGAGAGGGCAGAGUGGCACACGGAGAACGCCCCGGGAGGAGUAGAGGAAGCAGAGGCAGAGGCAGCUGUGUGUAUGAUGCCUGUGCCUGUGGUGGCCAUGGCAGCAGGAAUGGGUAUCGAGGGGGGGAGAGACGAGAGAGGGAGGGGGCAGAGUGAGACGGAGGGGAGUGACGUUGAAAGGGAAGUGUGGGCAAGUGAGAGGACUGCAACCAUCGAAAUGGAGGGCGAGCGAAUGACGGCUGAAGAUGAGAGAUUGUUGGCUGGUAUCGAGCGUGAGGGGAGUGGCGAUGUGUACAAGGGGAGUGGCAGUGGGGUGAGCAGUGACGAUUUGAGUUUUGAGGCGCGUCAGUACAAGGGGAGUGGUAGCAAUGUUAGGGGGGGGGACGAUCUGCGAAGCUCCACUAGUAGCGUUGGGGACAUGCCAGGCAUGCUGACGGGAUCAGGCGUGGGAGGGGGAAGAGGAGAGGCAGGUGGAGGGGGAAGAGGAGAGGUGGGUAGAGGGGGAAGAGAGGAGAUAGAAAUGCAAGUCAAGGGGGGUCAGGAGCAGGCACGAGGGGAGGGAGAACGGGAGGUGGGGAGGUACGGCCAGCAUCUGUUGGACAGUGAAGAGGAGGGGGAGGGAGGAGGGCGGUCAUGGGUGGGGGUCGGUAGUGUGGCCAAGAGGGGUGGGAAAGAGGGCUGUGCCAGGCGAUCAUCGAGAGAUGAGGGGAGUGAGGGAGGGAGUGAGGGGGUGAGUGAGGGAGUGAGCGAGGUAGGGAGUGAGGUAUGGAGUGAGGGGGGGAGUGUGGGGGGCAGCAGUGGGCAGGGGAGUUCAGUGGAGGGCGAGCUAGCGGACCUGAUGCAUGCAGUGGACGGCAAGCCAUACCCCUUCUGGCAUGCUGUGGCCGCUACAGGCAGGGCGGGCCUAGAGGGCCUAGAAGGUCGAGAGGGUCGAGAGGACCUAGAGGGCCUAGAGGCGCCUCAGAAGGAUGCUACAGGUUGGCCGGGGGGUCAGAGCUUGGCUCAAGUGCGGACUCAGCCUGCUACAGACGGCGGUAUGCAGAUGGAGGGCGCUACAAGUGGGGGCUAUGUGGCACAUGCGAUGGAUGGUAUGCCAUUCAAUGCCGCCGCCGCCGCAGGGGCUGCCGUGCGUGCUGAGAGUCUUCCCCAUGCUGGCGUUGCUUCUGUCUCAGCUGCCGCUGCUGGUUCUCGUGCAGCAACGCCAAUGCCUGGUGUGCAUGUCACUGCUUCUUCUUCUUCUUCUGCUCCUGCUGCUGCUGCUGCUGCUGCAUUCUCGCGAGCAGGAACACCCAUGCCAGGAGUGCAUGCUGCUGGUUUACCUCCUCCUGCUCCUGCUCCUCCUGCCGCUCACCCUGCAAUGCUUUCCCGCUCCACAACUCCCAUGCCUGGACUGCAUGCUGCUGCUGCAUCUCCUCCUCGUCCUCCUCUUCCUCCUGCUGCUGCUUCUCAUGCUGCAGUGCCUGCAUCAUUUUCCCGUGCAUCAACGCCCAUGCCGGGUGUCUACGCUGCCCCCUUGCCUCCUGCUGCUGUCGCCUCGUCUGCUUCUGCUGUGGGCUCUCGCACAGUAACGCCCAUGCCAGGGGUCUACCUUCCGCCUGCUGCUGCUGCUGCUCUUCCUCCCCACCCUCCCCACCCUGCUGCUACUCACUCCAGUCCUUCUCGUGCGUUCUCCCGCACAGCAACGCCCAUGCCGGGAAUCCAUGCUGCUGCAUCUGCUGCUGUCCCUGCAACUGCUACUAGUGCACCUGCUCUCUCCCGCACAGCAACGCCCAUGCCUGGAAUCCAUGCUGCUGCAUCAGAUUCCGUUGCUCCUGCGUCUGCUCCUGUCUUUCCACCUGCCUCUGCUGCACCUGCUCUCUCCCGCAUGGGAACGCCCAUGCCAGGAGAUGCCGUUGCUGCCGCCCCACACCCCCCUCCUGCUGCUGCUCUGGCUGUAGCUCCUGUAUCGUUCUCCAGAGCGGUAACGCCAAUGCCUGGUGUCUAUGAUGCCUCGUACCCAGCGUCUGCUGCUGCUGCUGCUGCUGCUGCUGCCCCCCCUCCUCCUGCUGCUGCAGAUCCUGCAUCAUUUUCUAGGGCAGAGACGCCUAUGCCAGGCGUCUACGACGCCUCGUCGUACCCAGCUGCUGCUGCUGCGGCUGCUGCUGCUGCUCCUCCUCCUCCUGCUGCUGCUGCUGUUGCAUCUCUUGCUUCCUCCCGGGCAGUAACACCAAUGCCCGGUGUUGGUGUUACUCCAGCUACGCCAAUGCCAGGCAUGGGUGAGCAAAGCAGGCAGCACGCAAGCGCAUUUCCCCCCAGGGGCCACUCGCGAGGAGCAACUGAGGGGGCUGCCUUUUUCACCCAUGCUGCGGGGCACUCAGGGAUCCAAACUGCAGGGCACCGCAAUUCCCACAGCCAGGCAAGGAGCCACAGCCGCAGCCAGAGCCACAGUCAGAGCCAGGGGGGGUGGGCUGGUGCCCACACGCAUACUCGAGUUAGUGCUGCAGGUGCAGGUGGUGCUGCUCAGGGGGUUUGGGCUGGCAUGGAGGGGCCAGGCGCAUCCCUGGCACGUGCUGCUGUGAGCAUGUGUUUUGAUGGUAACGUACUUGACCACUCCCAACCCCAUGCCCACUCUCGCGCCCGCUCCCACUCCUACUCCCGCGCCCACGCCCACUCUUACAACCUCGGCCACAGCAACGACUUUUAUCGCGACCAGGGGCGUUUGCAGAACUCGGAGACGGACGAGGAGGAGGAAGAGAGGCCGUGGCUGCGUAUCAAGCCCCGUGCCACUCAAACCGGCACCGAGCGCAGUGGCCAGCCUGGCAGGCAGCACAGCUUGCAGCAGAGCCGGCAGCAGAGCCGGCAGCAGAGCACGAGCAGCGUCAGCAGCCGGCAUACCAACAGGACAGAGAGUAUCCUGUGGCCCGCAACUGCACCCAGUUUUGGUGCCGCCGUCGCUCCUGCUGCUGCUGCUACUGCUGCUGGUGGUAGCAUUGCUGCUGCGAGUGGUACUGCUUUGAGGCAGAACUAGGGGAUCUGAUGGAUGCCUUGGAUGGGGAGCUCUCUCCCUUCUGGACUGCCCAUAACAGUGUGGGGAGCUUGGGCAGCGUUGGAGGGGGCAGGACUGGCAGCAUUGGCAGCGUUGGGAGUAG